UCAAGUUCAAUUUUUUGGGAUUCCCUCCCACCCCCAUCACAUCUCGUGCUUUUACUUGCCAGUUGUGACUAUUUAACCCAGUUUACCUCUCCCUUUUUUGCGCUUCUGCGGCGCGCAUCGCAUCGUCCCGCGUCUUCCGCUUCUUCCUCUUUUCCUGCCGCAGCUCUCGGACUCCUCUCUCUCUCUCUCUCUCUUUCUCUCUCUCUCUCUGCUUCGUGGGUUUUAAAGGUUUUGUUGUUCUACUUAGCAGAAUGCGAACAGUUUUCUUGUGUCGUUUGUGCGGCCACAUGACGAGCUGCCCUCACCGUUUGUCUCCGGUCCUGUCUCCGGUCUGACGCGCCUGAACCUGUCCAUGGUGCUGAAAGGCAGUUUUUAUUUUUUCCUUCCCGAAGACGCUGGUGCGCUGUUAAUGCUGCUGCUCUCACAUUUUCAGAACUAGUCAUUAUUUCUGCCUCUUUACGGUUUCCUGCAGGUGAGAUCAUUUCUGUGGUUGCUGGUUCAUCGUUCAGGCUUCUGAACUCAAACCAGGAGGAGUUGGUUCCUAAAGGAAGCAAAAAGAAUCGAUUGUGACUCUCCCAAAAGAGACUACAGCGGCGGCAUCGAUUUAAGGAGGACUCAUCUUUUCAGACUUGACCAAAAAAAAAAAGAAAAAGAAAAUCGGACGCAUGGACGGUUGUUGUAAGGCAACUUAGCCUGGAGAUAUUUUCUCUUUAAAGAACCAGUGGGGGAACUGGAAAUAGUGGAUGAAUAAUCUUCAUUUGUAGCGUAUCCAAAAACAUUUUUCUUGGUGCGGGGAGGGGGGUUCUUUCUCUUCUACUGGAUCAACUGAGACUUUAACACCCCCCCCCCUCCCUCCCUCCCUCCCUAAAACAAAACUUGUCCUGAAUACCAAAUGGUAGUUUGAGGAGGCCUCGAUCAAGACAAUGGAGGCGUCCGCCAACGGGUCCAGUUUUGGCAUCGACUCGCUGCUGUCCCACAGGCCUGGAAGUCCGGUGUCCAAAGGGGACAGCCUGGUGGGGGAGUGCCGCUCACCUCUGGAGUUCAGCCCGCGAUCAGACGUGGAGAGCGGCUGCUCGUCGCCUCCGUCGCCGAGGAGGGAGUGCGCGGAGGAGGUGGCCCAGAGGCAAGGUCACGGCGUCGGCCUGCCGCAGCACCUCCAGCACGCGCAGAUAUCGGCGGGGUCGCAGCAGAGGACCGUGACCUCGUCGUUCCUCAUCAGAGACAUUCUCGCGGACUGUAAGCCUCUGGCCGCCUGCGCGCCUUACUCCAGCAAUGGACAGCCGACCCAGGAGGCGGGGAGGCUGGCCUCGAAGAUAGCGGACGACUUUAUGGAGAAAAUCCACAGCAACUCGUCGUCAGACAGCGAAUAUAAAGUGAAAGAGGAGGGGGACAGGGAGAUCUCCAGCAGUAGAGACAGCCCUCAGGUCCGGCUGAAGAAGCCCAGGAAGGCCCGGACGGCCUUCACGGACCACCAGCUGGCCCAGCUGGAGCGCAGCUUCGAGCGGCAGAAAUACCUGAGCGUCCAGGACCGCAUGGAGCUGGCAGCCUCCCUCAACCUCACCGACACGCAGGUCAAGACCUGGUACCAGAACCGGAGGACAAAGUGGAAGAGGCAGACGGCGGUGGGACUGGAGCUGCUGGCGGAAGCUGGAAACUACUCCGCCCUGCAGAGGAUGUUCCCGUCCCCGUACUUCUACCCGCAGAGCCUGGUGUCCAACCUGGACCCCGGAGCGGCCCUCUAUCUGUACAGAGGCCCCUCGGCGCCCCCUCCGUCCCUGCAGAGACCCCUGGUUCCGCGGAUCCUGCUACACGGCCUGCAGGGGGGAGGCGAGCCACCCCCUCCGCCGCCCCCUCUGCCCCCCAUGUCCGGCGUACUUCCUCGGCCAGCUCAGCAGCGGUGAGCCGGCCCCUGCAGAGCUGGGUUUCUUUUUUUUUUUUUUCUUCUUUCCUUUUGUUUUUUUGUACGCCGACAUUGGCAGCUUUGGACUCAUUGGAAGAAAUGAAACAAAGACAGAAAAUGAUAAAAACGUGACGAACACGAGAAGAAGAAGAAAAAAAAAAAAACUGUUCCAGGCCUUUAUGUGGUCCGAAAUGACCGACAGGUUGAACCCUGUGGACUGAAACUCAGACUGUCUGUGUGGAAGGAUUUGUUUUUUCCUGUUCAUUUGGGACAUGAGCUUUAUUUAUUAUUUAUUUAUUUUUCGAUAUGAAUCAAAGAAUCUAAGUUAUGUAUUUAUUUGAUCCAAGUUUCAGUAUUUUCAGUGUUUUCCCAACAAUAGAUACAAUUGUUGGUUGCACUUUGACCUACAGUUUAAUGCCAAUUAGACCCCCUGUUGGCAUUAUUAUUAUUAUUAUUAUUAUUAUUAUUAUUAUUAUUAUUAUUAUUAUGUAGGCGUUCAUGGGUAGUUGAGGCGGAAACAAACUAUGUAAUUUGAAUAUAAUGUAGUCAGAGGAUCCAAAGGAACAAUUAGUAUUUGUUUUUCUUUAUAAAUCUGUCUUUGUUUUUUUUUUCCUUUUCAAGUGAACAACAAGAUGAUCAGCAGUCAUAAACCUGUAAAUAAGAAUAUUUUGCAUUUUAUUCGAAAGAGACUGAUUUUAAAGAAACUUUUUUUUUCGGUUGUUGGUUUGUUUGAUCUAUUAGUGUGUCUUUUUCAGACCACGGUGAUCCAGUUUAACAUAAUAGGCUAGAUUAGCCAUCAGAAACUAUACAGGCGAACGAGUCAGAAUAAGAAUAAAAUUAAAAAAUUAAAAAACAGGAAGAAAAAAAACCUAUUUGUCUGAGAAAGGAUGGACUACCUGCCUGGACCCACAUGUAGGCACCAACACGAGAGCUACGGAAAGAAAUAAAUCUAUAUAAAGUCUUUUUCUUGUUCUUAGUUGAAGUUUUAGCGGAGUAAAAAUGUCAAGUAAUUUAUAAAAAAGCAGUUUUAUCCCUGCGGAGGGGGAAACGGAGGACGCAAUCACCUCAGUAAUGUUUUUAUUUUGUAUUCUUUUCGAUAAACCAACCGAUCGGACUCGUGUAUCGGGUCCACGUCCAGGUGUAACUGCCUGUUGAUUUGCUAUAGAUGUAUUUGAACAGACGUUGUGCAUUAUGUUAUUUCAUAUGAAGCCGUGAUAAACCCUUAAUUGUUAUACUCUCCUUUGGUGAAAAUGUAUAUUGCAGAUAUCAAACUUGUGGAGUGGUUCUCGUAUAUUUCCUGGAUCGUUUUUUUUUUUUUUUUGACUUUUUUUUUUUUUUCCCCCCCGUUCCUCUAGCUUCCCCCAAACUCUCUCUCCCCAUUUCGUGAAGUUCCCUUUUUUUGUGAAAUUCACAGCAAAAGUUGGACAGAAAAAAAAGGGGGGGGGAUUUGAUGUAAAAGAGAAUUACUUUUAUAAAUGUGGAAAUAAAAGUCUUUCAUUUAA
Dicentrarchus labrax (European seabass) is the source of this 3402-nucleotide messenger RNA. It is a transcript of the gene barhl1b, whose product is annotated as BarH-like homeobox 1b. The transcript is spliced from 3 exons. NCBI's taxonomy places the organism in Eukaryota, Metazoa, Chordata, Actinopteri, Moronidae. Gene Ontology annotation, molecular function: RNA polymerase II transcription regulatory region sequence-specific DNA binding; DNA-binding transcription factor activity, RNA polymerase II-specific. Bases 924 to 1901 code for a protein of 325 amino acids. Gene Ontology annotation, cellular component: nucleus. Gene Ontology annotation, biological process: regulation of transcription by RNA polymerase II. The record is from RefSeq and is a predicted model, not a curated record.